CGGAGCCAGACCACAGUAAAACAUUUACAGAAGAAAUGUUGUAGAUCAAGUAGACAAAUGUGGUUGGGUCAGGGUACAGUAGUUCCCCGGGGUUGCUUGGAUUGUUGCUGAGCUGGAGAGGACAUUGCUGGAUUCAAGAUUUCAGACUCUGCUCAUGGUGUUAUAUCCAACUACUCCUCAUCUCACUCUCGACCCAACAAUAUAGGAGUGGCAUUCGACAGUGCAAACUCUUGGCCUCCGCCUCCUAUCGAGAGAAUGCACACGUGCCUCGUGCAGAUUUUUGCAGCCACUGUGAGCAACAUGACGAUGCUGGACACUACUGACUCCCAGGACCUCGACACAACCUCAGACAAGCUCAUCUACCCCAUCAGCUUCCAGGUUUCUCUGACAGGACUUCUACUUCUGGAGAUAGUUUUGGGCUUGAGCUCCAACGUCACUGUGCUCGUCCUCUACUGUACGAAACAGAACCUUAUCAGCUCCAUCUCCAACAUCAUUACCUUGAACCUGCAUGUAGUGGAUGUGUUGGUUUGUGUGUGCUGUAUUCCACUGACGGCAGUGGUGGUGUUGCUUCCUUUGGAGACGGACACAGCCAUGAUCAGCUGUUUCCAUGAGGCUUGUGUCUCCUUUACAAGUGUAGCAACAGCUGCUAACGUCCUGGCCAUCACUGUAGACCGCUAUGACAUCUCAGUGCGCCCAGCGAGUCGUGUGCUUACGAAGGGGCGCGCUAUGGGUCUACUGGGGUGCAUUUGGGCUCAAUCCUUUGGCAGUUUCCUGGUUCCAUUCAUUGAAGUCAGCUUCUUCAUCAACUCUGGUUCAGACCUUGUGAACGGGACUGCUGUGGUCACAGUGGUUCAUCCGAAUGAGUAUUACACAGAGCACGGCUUGUACUAUCACCUGGUAGCACAGAUCCCAAUAUUCUUUUUUACAGCUCUGGUGAUGCUGGUGACUUACUACAAAAUACUUCAGGCACUUAAUAUACGCAUUGGUGCAUGCUUUCAGAACCACUUACCCAGCAAGAAGCAAAAGAGCAAAACCAGUCUCUGCCUGAGCACUGCAACACAAGCAGAGUCCACCGACUCUUCGCGGAGCAGCAUGGGAGUCAGGGCAAGUGGGAAUGCACCUCUGGACAUGCAGGCGUCAGUGUCCGUCAUAAUCACGCUCCGGCGAGCAGUGAGGCGCCAUCGUGAGAGACGGCAGAGGCAGAAACGAGUCUUCAGGGUUUCUCUUCUCAUCAUCUCCACCUUCUUACUUUGCUGGACACCAAUAACUGUGCUCAACACCAUCAUCCUCAGCACCGGGACCAGUAGUUUAACUGUUCUCUUCCGGUUAGGUUUCCUGGUGAUGGCAUAUGGAACCACCGUCUUUCACCCGCUGCUGUAUGCCUUUACUCGGCAGAAGUUCCAAAAGGUUUUAAAAAGCAAGAUGAAGAAAAGGGUUGUGUCUGCAGAAGAACAUUAAUUUUUUGGGCGGGCGGGGGGUUG
This is a messenger RNA of Pungitius pungitius (ninespine stickleback), 1481 nucleotides long. Its product is annotated as G-protein coupled receptor 22-like. Gene Ontology annotation, biological process: G protein-coupled receptor signaling pathway; cellular response to hormone stimulus. The transcript has 4 exons. The record is from RefSeq and is a predicted model, not a curated record. Gene Ontology annotation, cellular component: plasma membrane. Bases 256 to 1458 code for a protein of 400 amino acids. Gene Ontology annotation, molecular function: G protein-coupled receptor activity; peptide binding. NCBI's taxonomy places the organism in Eukaryota, Metazoa, Chordata, Actinopteri, Perciformes, Gasterosteidae.